Messenger RNA from Eucalyptus grandis, 1494 nucleotides. RefSeq names its product leucine-rich repeat extensin-like protein 4. The record is from RefSeq and is a predicted model, not a curated record. Gene Ontology annotation, molecular function: protein binding. The transcript has a single exon. Lineage: Eukaryota; Viridiplantae; Streptophyta; Magnoliopsida; Myrtales; Myrtaceae. The coding region runs from base 44 to 1291 and encodes 415 amino acids.
CCUGGUCAUUUCACUGCAUAGAAAGAGGAGCUUAACCGCACGAAUGGCUUCACAUUCUUUUACCUUCUUUCUUUCCCAUGCUCUCAUCUUGUUCUUGCUUCACCUAGCCUUACCUUGCUACAAUGCCGCCGCGAAACACGGCCACUCCCCCAGCCGACACUAUCGGCACCAGGCUCACCAUUCCAACCCCAGACUCUACCAUGCCUACAUUGCCCUUCAAGCGUGGAAACGCGUGAUCUACUCCGACCCCCGUAACUUCACCACCAACUGGUCCGGCCUGUCCGUCUGCAACUACACGGGUGUUUUCUGUGCGAAGGCACUCGAUGAUCCCAAAAUUCAGGUGGUGGCCGGUAUCGAUCUAAACCAUGCCGAUAUAGCCGGGUUGAUCCCGGAAGAGUUAGGCCUCCUGACCGACCUCGCUCUCUUCCACUUGAACAGUAACCGGUUCUGCGGGGUACUGCCGCAAUCUCUAUCUAAUCUCGCGCUUCUGUACGAACUCGAUCUCAGUAACAACAGGUUCGUGGGACCUUUUCCUUCGGUCGUUCUCUCCAUGCCUUCUCUUCAUUAUCUCGACAUUCGCUACAACGAGUUCGAGGGGUCGUUGCCUCCAGAACUCUUCAAGAAAAGCCUAGAUGCGCUAUUCCUCAAUAACAACCGGCUUACGAAUGCCAUACCUGCAAGUCUGGGCCAGACUUCGUCUUCCGUCCUCGUGUUGGCGAAUAACAACUUCGGCGGUUGCCUGCCGCCCAGCAUAGCUGACUCCGCCGACACCCUGGAGGAGUUGCUCCUGAUCAAUAUAAGUUUGUCGGGGUGCUUGCCUCCCGAAGUCGGGUUCCUGUAUAAACUGAGGGUGCUGGAUGUGAGCUUGAAUCACGUGGAAGGUCCGAUACCCUACAGCAUCGCGGGACUAGCGCACCUGGAGCAGCUGAACGUAGGACACAACAUGAUGACCGGCGUCGUGCCUUCCGGCGUGUGCAUCUUGCCGAGCUUGGCCAACUUCACUUUCUCCUACAACUACUUCUGCGAAGAGGAAGGGACGUGCAUGAACCUGACGUCCAAGGGCAUAGCCUACGACGAGAGCCACAACUGCUUGCCCGAGAAGCCGUUCCAGCGGAGCGAGAAGGAAUGCCAGGCCGCCCUCGAGCACCCGGUGGACUGUUUCCAGCAUCCGUGCACGGCCGGUUUCCGUGGCCCGCCUGCUUUUGCUCCCGCGGGGUUCCCGGCAGCAGCUCCUCUGCUUUCAUCACCUUCUCUUUCUCCUUCUCCUUCUCCUUCUCCAAGUCACUUCUAGUUUAUUUUUAGACUUGGGGUUGGACAUAUGGCACUGUAUAUGCUCUGGAUGUUACUGCAAAGCUUGUUUGUAUGUAUGUAUGUAUGUAUGUAUGUAUGUAUGUAUGUACGUAUUACAUCACUUUUACAGUUCAUGAAAAUUCCAAUUUGUGUAUAUGUCACGCCUGAAGAAACAGAUCAAUAAAAUAAAAAAUAAUUAAUAAA